UUUAAUUUUUCAGUAAUUUUCAGUGAUUUGUCUAACAGCCCAGUUUCCACACUCAAAAACUUUUUAUUUUUCUCAGGAGGACUUUCCACUCUUCCUCCCCACUCCAGAGAAUACCACUUUGUGAACCAGAAAAUGACCUGGACUGAAGCUCAGAGUUACUGCAGAGAACACUUCACUGACUUGGUCACCAUCUACAACAGCAACAUCAACCAAGUGCUUGUGACAAUGGCGCAAAAUAUUAAUGAUUGGGCUUGGACAGGGCUCUAUGAUGAUCGUUACAGCUGGAAGUGGUCCAUGCAGGAAAAUAAUUUUUAUGUUGGCAGUACACAUGAAUUUUUGAUCUGGGCUAACGGCCAACCAGACUGUCUAAAUGCAAAGGAAUACUGUGUGGCUCUUCAGGGACAAACACAGAUGAAUGAUAGACCCUGUGGAGAUUCUUACCCUUUCCUGUGUUACAAUGCCAGCAGUACAAGUUACAUCUUAGUGAUGGAGAGCCGCUCCUGGUCAGCGGCUCAGUCGUACUGCAGGACAUACCACACAGACCUGACCAGUAUAAGAAGCAAAGAGGAGAAAUCCAACAUCACGCUCACUUUGAAUGGAUCAGUGGUUCAGUAUGUGUAGAUUGGCCUCUACAGGGAUCCCUGGGCCUUCUGGUCUGACAACACAACCUCUACAUUCACUAACUGGAUGUCUGGUCAGCCUGCGAAUUCAUAUUCAUCUGAGUACUGUGGAGAUUUGAAUUUAAUGUCGGGGAAAUGGAAUGACUGCAACUGUGCCGUCAGAAUCUAUUUUUUCUGUUUCACAGGUGAGGUCCAGAAUGCAAACACUGUAAGAUCCUGUCAUCAUGUAAAACACUAAUGUUUGUGUUUUUAUAUGUGGUUCAUUUUUAGCAGUGACAAAGCAAACAGUGGUGAAAAUGAAGCUUCAG
Messenger RNA from Oreochromis niloticus (Nile tilapia), 928 nucleotides. Its product is annotated as L-selectin-like. Bases 133 to 621 code for a protein of 162 amino acids. NCBI's taxonomy places the organism in Eukaryota, Metazoa, Chordata, Actinopteri, Cichliformes, Cichlidae. The record is from RefSeq and is a predicted model, not a curated record. The transcript has 2 exons.